CAGUCCAAAGAUCUAAUUCUCAGUUUUAAGGAUUUGUUUGCACUGGUCAAUCAUUUCUCAAGGACGGCCGCGCGUCAAAGUGCUGCCACAGCUCAGAGGGCAUAUUUGUAGCCGCUGGACAACAGCUGACACACUUGUGGACCAAAACGAGAUGGCCAAGCAGCCGGCUCCUCUUCUGCUGUGGGCUCUGGUGCACCUGACCUGCGCCAACCCAGUUGACGGCGUUCAACGAAGGACUUCAGGUUUCCAUCUGGAUCCGGAGGACAAGCUCCCGGAGCAACCGCCCAUGAAAAGAGCUCUGAGGCCGUCAUCGGACCUCUUGAGAAGACUGCGGGACACCCCGUCGACAGACUAUGACGGAACGAGCCUGGAAUGGAAGUGGUGGGGCGGCUUCCUCCCGGACGACGCCGUGUCCAUCUACAACUCGUAUUCCAGCCGGGUGGAUUACAUCUGCAAAGUGGGCUGCCACUCGGGCUACUACGACUCCACGCUCGCCAACGCCGCCUGCGCCUACGUCUCCGGCGAGGCGGGCUACAGCUCCACGCAGUUUGAGGUGCUGGUCAACAAAGACGACUUUGAGAUUCUGCAGUGGACAGAGGGGAACGAUGGUUCGGUGACACCAAAUUCGAUUAAGACCUGCGCCAACGACGACAUUUACAUCGGUAAGAAUGAGUACGGACUGGGGGAAGUCAAGGUGAGCGAAAAGGUGUUCAAUCUUCCCUGGGGCGGAAGCCGUUAUUGGUACCGUAGUUACAUGGUCCUGGAGACCAUGAAAGAUGUCAGGAGAGAGCACCUGAUGAACGUCAAGUACAAGACGGAGGGCGUCAAGCCCAACGAGUAUCCCCCCGAGGUCUUGAACAGGAACACCAUUUCAAACAGGCAGUGCGAGUCCAUCAAGCAAGAGGUCACCCUCUCGAAGAGCGUCACGUCAACCCAAAAGUGGGAGAUCGAUUUCGCCCUCACGGUGGGAGUCGGCACCACCAUCGUGACGGGGAUCCCCUUCGUCGCCGAAGGGAAGAUCGACCUCAAGGCCUCCUUCACCUACAGGUUGAACAAAGAGAGCUCCUACUCGGAGACCACCACCCACUCUCUGACGCUGGAGACGACGGUGCCCGCCGGUCACUCGUGCACCAUCACAAUGCAGGGCAAGAAGUACGGCUUGGAAAUCCCGUACACGGCGCGCCUCAAGCGCAUCUACCGCAACGGGGAGACCAAGUGGAAAACCGUCACAGGAACCUUCAAGGGCUUCCAGGUCUCGGAGGUUCACGCUGAAAUGCAACGCUGCGUACCUCUGCCUGACGUUAAGCCUUGUUGAGAAGACCCGUCGGGUGUGAAAGUGAAAUAAAAACAACAAGCUUCACGUCA
Hippocampus zosterae (dwarf seahorse) is the source of this 1365-nucleotide messenger RNA. Its product is annotated as natterin-3-like. Lineage: Eukaryota; Metazoa; Chordata; Actinopteri; Syngnathiformes; Syngnathidae. The coding region runs from base 152 to 1315 and encodes 387 amino acids. The record is from RefSeq and is a predicted model, not a curated record. The transcript is spliced from 3 exons.